Messenger RNA from Rosa rugosa (rugosa rose), 1020 nucleotides. Its product is annotated as gibberellin 3-beta-dioxygenase 1-like. Gene Ontology annotation, biological process: gibberellin biosynthetic process; response to light stimulus. Lineage: Eukaryota; Viridiplantae; Streptophyta; Magnoliopsida; Rosales; Rosaceae. The transcript has 2 exons. The coding region runs from base 1 to 1020 and encodes 339 amino acids. Gene Ontology annotation, molecular function: gibberellin 3-beta-dioxygenase activity. The record is from RefSeq and is a predicted model, not a curated record.
AUGGCUACUCCUGAGGAAGCCUACAAGCGUAUCAUCCCCCUUGAUUUUGGCUCAGCCAAGUCAGUUCCAGAUUCCUUCGUGUGGGCCCAAGCAUCCGAUGAGGUCCACUCUAGCGACGGGUUAACCAUACCCGUUAUCGACCUCACGGAUCCGAAUGCCCCGCAACUCAUAACGGAGGCAUGUCAGACAUGGGGUAUUCUCCAAUUGAAAGGACAUGGAAUUCCAACUAAGCUUAUGGAGGACAUGGAGUCUGAGUGUGAAAGAUUGUUUAGUCUCCCAACUGACCAAAAAAUGAAGGCCUUAAGAUCUCCAGGCGGGAGUACAGGAUACGGUAUCGUCCCAAUGCAGUCCUUGUUUUCCACCACCAUGUGGCACGAAGGGCUCACCAUCAUGGGGUCUGCAAUUGAUCAUCCUAGGCUGCUUUGGCCUAAUGAUUAUCAAGGAUUUUGUGAUAAAAUAGAUGAUUAUCAGAAGCAAAUGAAGGCCUUGGCAGAGCAGCUGAUGCGCAUCCUCUUCAAAGCUAUGAGCAUUCCUGUAAAAGAAGUCAACUGGUUCGAUGAUCCAACAAACAGCAGCGGCUGCAAUCUGGCUUUACAGCUGAACUCUUACCCUCCAUGCCCUGACCCGACCCGAACCUUGGGCCUUGCACCACACACUGACACUUCCAUAGUAACCCUACUCCAAGCUAAAACCAGCGGCCUCCAAGUCUUCAAAGACGGAGUUGGGUGGGUUGCUGUGAAACCCUUACCCGAUGCCCUCAUUGUACACCUUGGUGAUUUCACCCGCAUUCUAUCCAAUGGUCGAUUCAUCAGUGUUCUUCAUCGUGUGGUGGUGAAACCGAUCCAACGCUACUCAGUUGGAUACUUCUUUAGGCCGCCAAUGGAUUUUGCUGUGUCACCACUUCUGUCAAAGGAUUUGGGUCCGGAACAAGUUCCGCGGUAUCGUUCAGUCACAGCAAAGGAGUAUCUUGAUCUGAAGGCCAAGCAUCUUGAGAAAGCAUUUUCUCUUAUCGAAAAUUAG